AUGGGAAUACAUUUUGUUGGACUUUUUUUUGUGAUAUUUACUUCUUUGAGUGGUUUCAGAUUGGGAGUAGAAGCCUUGAACAUGAAUUACUACUUGUUGAGCUGCCCUGUUGUUGAACCUGUUGUUAGGAACAAAGUCAGCAGAGCCCUGCAAUAUGAUCCCACCCUAGCAGCUGCUCUUGUUAGAUUGCAUUUCCAUGACUGUUUCUUACAGGGAUGUGAUGGGUCAGUUCUGAUUGACUCCACUAAGAAUAACACAGCAGAAAAGGAUUCACCUGUAAAUUUGAGCUUGAGAGGCUACCAAGUCAUAGAUGACAUCAAAGAAGAGCUAGAAAAAAAAUGCCCUGGAGUGGUUUCAUGCGCUGAUAUUCUUGCAAUGGCUGCUAGAGAUGCAGUUUUCUUUGCUGGGGGUCCAGUGUAUGACAUACCAAAAGGAAGGAAGGAUGGAACAAGGUCCAAAAUUGAGGAUACUCAUAAUCUGCCACCCCCCACCUUCAAUGUUUCUGAGUUAAUCAAAAUGUUUGGUGAACAUGGAUUUUCUGCCAAAGAGAUGGUGGCUCUCUCUGGAGCUCACACAUUAGGAGUGUCAAAGUGUGUUUCUUUCAAGAAUAGGCUGACCCAAGUGGAUCCAACUUUGGACUCAGAAUUUGCAAAGACACUGUCCAAAAUAUGCAAUGCUGGAGACACUGCUGAGCUGUCCUUUGACACCACAAGGAAUGAUUUUGAUAAUUUAUACUUCAAAACUUUGGUCACAAACAAAGGGGUUCUUACAUCAGACCAAACACUGUACACUAUCCCAAAGACGAGGAACAUUGUGAACUCUUAUGCUAUGAAUCAAGCCUUGUUUUUCUUAGAUUUCCAACAAGCAAUGGUGAAGAUGAGCAUGCUCGAUGUCAAAGAAGGUUCCAAUGGGGAAAUACGAGAAAAUUGCCGUAAAAUAAACUGAAUUAUUGGUU
Gastrolobium bilobum is the source of this 955-nucleotide messenger RNA. RefSeq names its product peroxidase 47-like. NCBI's taxonomy places the organism in Eukaryota, Viridiplantae, Streptophyta, Magnoliopsida, Fabales, Fabaceae. The record is from RefSeq and is a predicted model, not a curated record. The coding region runs from base 1 to 945 and encodes 314 amino acids. Gene Ontology annotation, biological process: hydrogen peroxide catabolic process; response to oxidative stress. The transcript is spliced from 5 exons. Gene Ontology annotation, molecular function: peroxidase activity; heme binding.